CCGCACCUGAAUAGUCCUUCUGUUGGUGACAGUAAGGCUACUUUGGUCUUAAGAACUAACACAAGCAAGAGAAGAGUGAUGUGGUUUUUGCUGUAAGCCAAUAGCGUUCUCUAGCUUUCCCUUGCCUUGAUGUGCUGGGGAAGGUGAUCCGUGCUGCACGUAGCAUCAAGAAACCCAGAACUGGUGGACCCUGGAAGGUCAACAUCUUGUAGAGUGUGCUGGAGAAGACAUGGCUUUGACAAUUGAAACGGAAUCACGGAUCUACCGCUCCCUCAGAACUGCCUUUGGUGCCGCCGCACACUUUGUCUCUCUUGGAUUUACCAUCUUUGUAGCUGUGCUUGCCAGACCUGGAUCAAGUCUGUUCUCCUGGCAUCCUUUCUUAAUGUCUCUUGCGUUUUCCUUCCUGAUGACGGAAGCCCUGCUGGCUUUCUCUCCAGAGAGCUCCUUCCUCCGCUCCUUCUCCCGGAAGGCCAGGGUUCGCUUCCACUGGGCUUUGCAGCUGCUUUCCCUCAUCUGCGCUCUGCUGGGCUUGGCCAUCAUCACCUAUAACAAAUACCUCAAUGGGAAGGACCACUUUGUCACCUGGCAUGGCCAGACCGGCUUGCUGACGGUGCUGUACGCUAGCAUGCAGUGCAUGGGGGGGCUGGCUCUGCUCUACCCCAAAUUGCUGAAGAAUUGGACCCUGACCAAACUGAAGCUCUACCAUGCCACAUCAGGUCUGAUCGGCUACCUUCUAGGCUGCGCCAGUUUGACGCUGGGGAUGUGCUCCUUGUGGUUCACCACAUCAGUGACGGGCGUCUCCUGGUAUCUGUCUUUGCUGUGCCCCGUCCUCACCAGCCUGGUUAUCAUGAACCAAGUGAGCAAUGCCUACCUCUACCGCAAAAGGAUCCAGCCUUGAAAACCAUCUCCGAACAGACCCCUUAUGGGAUCCUUGAAGAGAGUUGCAGCACCAAGACUGAAACAUCUGUUUUUACCUGCCUAUAACAUUGUAUUGGAUUUUAAAAUCAAGACUGACUUUCCCCGCCCUGCUGUUUACGUCCUGGAGAUGCCUAUACUGUUAAAACAGCUUCCUUGCAGUGCCAGUGCAGCAUUCUGUGUGAAUAUCUCUGGAAAUACAUCCUUGCCGGGGCUGCGUAGGGGCCCAGUGGCAGUCUGAGGGUGCCUCCUUGUGAAAGAACAACAGACGCAGCGCUUAGACAUUUCCAGAUCCGGCCAGCUGCUGGAAUUGAAAGUAACGCCAUUUUAAGCACAGGCACACACCUGUCUUCCUCCAGCUGCCUUCCUCUUGCUUAAGUGUUUCGGCUGCAGAAGUGAUGCAGGCUUGGGGAACAGAUGAACCUUCUGAAUGGGGGAAGGGCUGGCUUCUUGUCAACACAGUGUUGUUUUUUAAGUAAAGGGCAGAGGUUUUUUUUGUUAAAAACACCUGCGGACAAACCAUAUAAACUAAGCAGCCUUAGGAGUGACUAUGUAAUGAGGUGGUUCAUGUGACAUGACAGCCCACCAUGGCUUAAUUUACUUAUUGGGUGGGAGGUGUCACAUACUGGUCACCAGUUUUGCAUGGGGCUUGGGAUUGCUUGAAGAUUAGACAACCCUCAAAUAACCUGUGGGUUGUUUCAGAGUUUUUGAAGCUUGUCAAGCAACUUCUGCUGCCCGGAUUUGCAUGAUACAGCAAGCUGGUGCCAUGCACGAAUUUCACCAGGGGCAUGACACGACAAUUCCUUGGGUAAAUUAAGCCACGCAAGGCUAGUAUAAUGGGUGAACAGGCCAAAUGUAUGAUGGUUAGGAGAAAACACCAUGUUACAUGCGGGCGUGGUGGUGUGGAAUCUAGAAGAAAAAAAGUGGCAGAGGAGGAUGUCGGCACUGAACCAUUCCCCCACCUGUUCCCUUUGCCUGGAAUUCAAACGCACAUAGAGCAGCCUUCCCCAACCUUGUGCCCUCCAGAUGUGUUAGGCUACAAUUCUUAACAAGCCCCAGCCAGCCAUGCUGAGAAUUAU
Messenger RNA from Elgaria multicarinata webbii, 1994 nucleotides. Its product is annotated as transmembrane reductase CYB561D2. NCBI's taxonomy places the organism in Eukaryota, Metazoa, Chordata, Lepidosauria, Squamata, Anguidae. The transcript has 4 exons. The record is from RefSeq and is a predicted model, not a curated record. Gene Ontology annotation, molecular function: transmembrane monodehydroascorbate reductase activity; heme binding. Bases 230 to 898 code for a protein of 222 amino acids. Gene Ontology annotation, cellular component: endoplasmic reticulum.